Molecule: messenger RNA, 2896 nt
Organism: Thamnophis elegans (Western terrestrial garter snake)
Lineage: Eukaryota; Metazoa; Chordata; Lepidosauria; Squamata; Natricidae
Gene: TMEM129
Product: transmembrane protein 129
Exons: 4
Coding region: 151-1257 (368 amino acids)
Biological process (GO): protein ubiquitination
Cellular component (GO): endoplasmic reticulum; membrane
Molecular function (GO): ubiquitin protein ligase activity
Source: RefSeq, a predicted model, not a curated record
AGGCUUCGAGAGCGAAGAGCCACCUGCGACUGCAGCUCCCAGAGUUCCCCGCGCGGAAGGAGGACUUCGGGCGAGAGCAGCGGCGGGAAGAGGAAGCGGCGGAGUGCGGACGGACUACAUCUCCCGCCGUCACCCGCGCGAGGGAGGUUUAUGGGGGGCUCCAUGGAGGCCCCCGCGGCGGCCACCUUCACGCUGGCCUACCUGGUGAUGGCCUUCUGCUUCGUCUUCCCUCCCUGCGAGUUCCACCUGGCCGGCCUGACGGUGCAGAACCUGCUGGGCAACUGGCUGGGCAGCGAGGACGUGGCUUUCGUCCACUACCACCUGCGGAGGGGCACCGGCACCCUCCUGGCCCACGCCGCCCUGCCCUUGGGCUACUACUUUGGAAUGUGCUUUGCGGCGCCCGAAAAACAGCUGAGCACCAUCUCCGAGGCGUCAGAGCUGUGGAAAACUUUCUUCGUGGGAGCCGUCCUCCUCCUGAUCCUCGCAGUCACCUUCGCCUUCCUCUGGUCUCGGGACGGCUGGUCCCGCCACCCGCUGGUCCAGAACCUCUCCUGCUACGCCCUGGCACCCCACGGCACCUGGCAGACCGUGGCCUCCUCCAUCGACACCGAAUUCCGGCGGAUCGAUAAGUUUGCCACGGGGCCGCCGGGGGGCCGCCUGAUUGUGACCGACAGCUGGAUUAUCAAAGUGACCACCUACUCCUUCCACGUGGCCCCACAAAGGGACAUCCAGAUGUCCGUCAUAGCCUCGAGGCAGCAGGAGAUCUUGCCGGAGGCUGGCAUGCCGGCUCAGUUCCUCACCAUCCGCGUGGCCAGCGUCAAUCCCCACGUCAAACCCUUCGACAUCCGGCUCAACUCGUCGGAAUACAGGGAGCUGCAGGACAAGCUCCGGGCCCCGAUCCGUAACGCAGCCAACGUGGUCAUCCACCAGACCCUGAGUGACCUCUUUCUGGAGACCUUCAUCUCCCUGGUGGAGAAGAACCCUCCUUACCUGGUUCCCAGUGACCAGGAGCUGGACCUCUGCAUCGGCUGCAUGCAGUCCCCGGCCAACGUCAAACUGCUGAAGAACUGCGACGAGCCGGACGAGGGCAUAUGCCAGCUCUGUUUCUGCUACCCCAUGUGGUGCCUGCUCUGCAUGGGCAAAUGGUUUGCCAGCCAACAGGACCAGCAGCACCCGGAGACCUGGCUCUCCAGCCACGUGCCUUGUCCCACCUGCCGGGCCAAAUUCUGCAUUUUGGACGUCUGCUUCUUGGAGUGACGGGGAGGCGCGCAGAGAGACAAGAGGAGAGGAAAUAUGCAAUCGACUGCAGCGUUCGUGGUCUUAUAGCUCCUGGGAUUGUCUUUGCAGGAUAGAUAUUUCCAUAAUCUCCCCCUUUUUGAUGCCUUUUCAAACCCCAUUCCGUUCUUCUCUUUUUGAAUGCGGAGUUUUAAGUCUCCAGUAUUUCACGAGCGCCGCCCCUUUAAAAUGGGUGGACUUCAACUCCCAGAAUCCCUGGAGUUGAAGUCCCUCCCUCUUAAAGGGGCCGAGCUUGAGAAACACUACUUUAGAAUGCCAAGUCAAAAACAAGGUUUUUUUUUUUCUUCGCCUCCUAAAUCGGGACUGGAUUUGGUGAGUUGUUCCACACUCUGCCUUAGUCCGCAAUUCCCUUUUUUUUUUUUCAAACUUUGUAAUCCUGGAAACAGGAAUGACGGCGACGGACUCGCUGCGACAAACUCUUAACGUUCUCAUGCACUUCUCGGAUUCAGACCACGUCUGCAAAUCCUCUCUUAGCGGCAUUAAAAGAUAGAUCUCUCUAUCUAUAUAUAUAUGUAGGAUGAUUAUCUAAAUUAUUGCAGUGUUUCCGGAGAGUUUUUCUCGGGAAAGGAAACGGAUUAACAGCCUGGGAACUGGUGGGAUUAAAAAUCACUUUUUUUUUUAGUGAUUUAUGAAGGCUGAACUUUGGGUGGAAAAAAAAAAGGGAGAAUGAUAUACUUGAAAUUGUCUUUUUCUGACGGUUUCUUAACUCGGGUUCACCAAGUGUAUUAUUCAGUCGGUAUCCUUUGCAAAGGGCAAAUGGAAGUGAAAUUCCUUUAUUAGUACAACAAAUACAAGGCAACAAUUGUUUGUCAGAGAGAUGAAUUUAAGUUUGAGCUGAAGUUGAGUUUUUGAUUAGUUUCUAUUUGUCUUUGGGUUGAGAUAGGCGGGUCUAAAAAUCUCAGGAACUUGAAAAUAGGUGGACUUCACUCCCAGAAUCCCCCAGCCAGCAUGCUUUAAGUCUGGGAGUUGUAGUCCACCCCUCUUCAAGUGCCAAGUUUGAGAAACAACAUGCUUAUUAUCUCAAGCAAAGAAACUCAUGAGAUUUUUAAAGUGCCCCUUAAGUGCCAGCUUCCCCCCCCCCCCCGUCUCCUCCACAAACAUCCUUGUAACUUUUAAUUAAUUUAUUUUCUUUAAUUUUUUUAAAUAAUCAGUUCAGUUCCUGUCCGGUUUUUUUCCCCACACACGCGCACACCCCAAAUUUCAUGAAUUCACCUUCGGUCUGGAGGAGGCACGCCAGCAAAAAGAUGUUGGUUUCGCAAAUGCAGCUGGUUAUGUGAAAAUGGGGCACAAACUGCACCUUAGAAUUACACACCUAGGUUUCCCCCAGGUGUGUAGACUUUAAUUCCCAGAAUUUCCCAGGCUGUACAAACGCUGCUGAGAAUUCUGGCUAAACCUAGUUGUUUUAAAUCACACCCCCCCCCCGCCCCCUGGUUUGUACAAUAGAACAGGAGAAAUUUUUAUUUGAAGAAGUGAAAUAGAACUUAUUAAACUUAUUAAAAAUGAAUAAUUUCAGUUGAGAAUUUUUUGGAAAGUAUUAUCCAGUAUUAUAUUUACGAGCGAUCCUGUUUGUUCUACCGAAUAAAUUUUUUUGCCACUUUGA